Messenger RNA from Schistosoma bovis, 2498 nucleotides. The record is from the annotation of a GenBank genome assembly. NCBI's taxonomy places the organism in Eukaryota, Metazoa, Platyhelminthes, Trematoda, Strigeidida, Schistosomatidae.
UACUAGUACUACUAGUACUACUACUACUAGUAUUAGUACUAUUGUUACUACUAAUACUAAUACUACUAUUAUUAGUAUUACUACUACUGUUACUACUACUACUAGUAUUAAUACUGGUAGUAAUAUUAAUAAUAGUAAUACUACUACUAGCACUACUAUAACUAGUAAUAUUUCUACCAGUAUUAUUAAUAGUAAUAUUACUGCUAUUAAUACUAGUGCUACUACUAUUAGUACUACUACUACUACUACUACUAUUACUACUACUACUAGUACUACUACCACUACUUUUACGACAACUACUAGUAUUACUACUACCAGUAAUAUUACUACUAGUAUUACUACUACAAGUUUUACGACUACUAGUACUACUACUAAUAGUACUACUAAUUCUAGUAGUAAUAAUACUUGUAUUAUUAGUACUACUACUACUAAUAGUAUUACUACUACUACUACUACCACAAUUUUAAAGACAACUACUUGUACAAAUACUACCAUUAUUACUACUACUAAUAAUACUUCUACAUGUACUACGACUACUAGUAAUAAUAUUAAUAGAGCUACUGCUACUAUUAAUAAUACUCCUCGUUCUACUACUAUUUGUACUAAUACUACUAGUGCUACUAGUAUUAGUUCUUCUACUACUAGUAGUAUUACUACUAGUAUUACUAAUAACAGUAAUAAUACUCAUCGUUCUACUACUACUAAUAUUAUUACUACUAGUACUACUACCACUAGUACUACCACCACUUGUACGAAAACUACUAGCAAUACUACUAUCAGUAAUAAUAAUACAACUACUACUACUAGAAUUACGACUACUACUAGUACUAUUACUAAUAGUACUACUAAUACUGUUACUACUACUACUAGUAAUAUCACUACUUGUACGAAAACUAUUAGUAUUACUACUACCAGUAAUACUACUACUAGUAAUACUACUACUAGAACUACCACCACUUGUAGGAUAAAUACUAGUAUUAUUACUACAAGUAAUAAUACUCCUCGUUCUACUACUACUAGUAUUACUACUACUACCAGUACUACUACUAUUCGUACUACUACUACAUGCACGACUACCAAUAGUACUACUACUAGUAGUAGUACUACUGCUGGUACUUCUUAUGCUAGGUCUACUACUGCUAGUUCUACUUUUACUAGUACUAUUUCUAUUCGUACUACUAUUACUAGUACUACUACUACUACUACUAUUAGUACUAUUAAUACUAGUGCUACUAGUACUAGUACUACCACUGCUUGUACGACAACUACUAGUACUAAUACUAACAGUAAUACUACAACUAGUACUACAACUACAAUUAAGACUACUACUGGUACUACUGGUACCAGUAAUACAACUACUAGCAAUACUACUCCUCGUAAUACUACGAUUAGUAAUACUAGUACUAGUAAUAAUACUCCUCGUUCCACUACUGUUACUAGUACUACUACUAUAAGUACUACAAUUAUUAGUACUACUACUACAAAUACUACUUCUACAAGUACUAACAUUACUUGUACGAAAUCUAGUAGUAAUAAUACUACCAUUAAUAAUACCACUAGUACUAGAACUACAAGUACUACGACUACUAGUACUACUACAAAUAGUACUAUAACUACUAGUAGUACUACUACUUGUAUUAAUACUACAAGUACUAUUACUACUAGUACUACUGCUACUAUUUCUACCACUCCUUGUACGACAACUACUAUUAAUAAUAAUACCAGUAAUAAAACUACUAGUAUUAAUACGACCAAUAAUAAUGCUACUAGUACUACUACUACUAGUACUACCACCACUUAUAUGAAAACUACUGGUAAUACUACUUCUACAUGUACUACGACUACUAGUAAUAAUAUUAAUAGAGCUACUGCUACUAUUAAUAAUACUCCUCGUUCUACAACUAUUUGUACUAAUACUACUGGUGCUACUAGUAUCAGCACUUCUACUACUAGUAGUAUUUCUUCUAAUAUUACUACUAACAGUAAUAAUACUCCUCGUUCUACUACUACUAAUAUUAUUACUACUAGUACUACCACUACUAGUACUACCACCAUUUGUACGAAAACUGCUAGCAAUACUACUACCAGUAAUACUAAUACAACUACUACUACUAGAAGUAGGACUACUACUAGUACUAUUACUAAUAGUACUACUAAUACUGGUACUAUUACUACUACUACUACUACCACUACUUGUACGACAACUUGUAGUAUUAAUUCCACCAGUAAUACUACUACUAGUAAUACUACUACAAGUACUACGACUACUAGUACUAAUACUAAUGGUGCUACUCCUAAUAUUAAUAAUACUCCUCGUUCUAAUACUACUUGUACUACUACUCUUAGUACUAUUACUAUUAGUAUUGGUAUUACUACUACUACUACUACUACUAGUACUACUACUACCAGCAACAAUACUCCUCGUUCUACUACUACUAAUACUACUACUACUAGUACUAGUGCUGCUAGUACUACCACCAAUUAUACGAAAACUAAUG